Ascochyta rabiei is the source of this 3243-nucleotide messenger RNA. RefSeq names its product AMP deaminase. Bases 1 to 3243 code for a protein of 1080 amino acids. Gene Ontology annotation, cellular component: cytosol. NCBI's taxonomy places the organism in Eukaryota, Fungi, Ascomycota, Dothideomycetes, Pleosporales, Didymellaceae. The record is from RefSeq and is a predicted model, not a curated record. The transcript is spliced from 2 exons. Gene Ontology annotation, molecular function: AMP deaminase activity. Gene Ontology annotation, biological process: IMP salvage; AMP metabolic process.
AUGUGCAGCGGUACCAUGCGAGGCAGACCGUUCGAUGCAGACGCCGACGGCUCUCCAGCGCUGGGCCCCACGCUCAGCCAUGACCCCACGCUGUCCUCGGACGACGACGAGUACGGCGCUGACCUGUCUGACCCCGAGGCGGACAACGGCGACCUUGCGCAAGGGUUCACCGGUGCGACUGCAACCGCAGAGGGCACGAGCCUCCAUGGCGACCACGACGACGGCGGCGACGACGACGGCAUGCUGCCCCGCGACAAGCAGCGCAAGACGGCCUUCUACGACUACACGGCCGAGAAGCAGAUGAGCCACACCGAGGCAAAGCAGUUCUACCAGCGCCACCAAUGGGAGACGCAGCACGGGGGCUCCCAGGCCAGCGACGCCUACAGCCCAGCCCUGCGCGCGAGGACGUUCCCUGCCAACUUUGGCGCUGCAGACGGCAUGAGCAUCCGGUCGCGCAAGAGCAACGUCAGCCUGGCAAACCAGGGCCACCAGCAGAGCCUGCACCCGCUCGGCCAGUCACAGCACCAGCAGUCACAGCACCAGCAGUCACACUACCAGCAGUCACACUACCAGCAGUCACAGGACCCUCGUUCGCAAAAGGGUAGCCAGGCCGGCGAUGUCUUCCUCCACGCCGACCAAGAAGCGCGAGACCAGUCCAGGCACCCCGCCCUACCACAGGAAGACAAGCCUCUGCUCGCAGACCAAGGCAUACACGGCGCAGGAGCAGGCGUGGGAGUUGGCUCAGGCGCAGGUGGCUUUGCCAUGUCCGACUCGAGCGUGACCGCCGAGCUCAGCGCCAUCUACACCAACGUGCAGAAAGUGCUCGAUCUCCGCCACAAGUACAUACGCCUGUCGCUGCAGCACGACUUCGACAACCCCCGAGACGACCCCGGCUGGAAAAUCUACCCGCCCCACCCAGAGCCCGUGUGGAACGACUCGUCCAAGGAGCGCCGCAAUGCCUCGAGCAGCCUCCAGAGCAGCACCGUCUUGGAGCCGGCAGAGCAGCCGCCCAAGGCACCCCGCAAGAUGGGCACCAACAUUGGCGAGGACUUCUUCAUGGAGGACCUGCUGCCUCUCCCUGGUCCGUCCGAGAUGGCCUUCCGCAUGGACAGCGGCGGCGUGUUCCAAGUCUACGAGAACGCAAAGUCUGCUGAGCUCGACACGCCGAUCGUCUCCAUUCCGACCCUGCGGGAAUUCUACAUUGACCUGGACGCCAUUCUCGAGAUCUCCUCUGACGGGCCGAGUAAGAGCUUCGCAUUCCGCAGACUCCAAUACCUGGAAGGCAAAUUCAACCUCUACUACCUCCUGAACGAGUACCAGGAGAUCGCCGACAGCAAAAAGGUGCCGCACAGGGACUUCUACAACGUGCGAAAGGUCGACACGCACGUUCAUCACUCGGCAUGCAUGAACCAGAAGCAUCUGCUGCGCUUCAUCAAGUCCAAGAUGAAGAAGUCGCCCGACGAGGUGGUGCUGUUCCGUGACGGCAAGCACCUCACGCUCAGGGAGGUUUUCGAAUCCAUCAACCUCACCGCGUACGACCUCAGUAUCGACACGUUAGACAUGCACGCGCACACCGACUCGUUCCACCGCUUCGACAAAUUCAACCUAAAGUACAACCCCAUUGGUGAAUCGCGUCUCCGAACAAUCUUCCUCAAGACAGACAACUUCAUCAAGGGCAGGUACCUUGCCGAGAUCACCAAGGAGGUCAUCUCCGAUUUGGAGUCCAGCAAGUACCAGUUCGUUGAGUGGCGCAUCUCCAUCUACGGCCGCGACCUCGACGAAUGGGACAAGCUUGCAGCGUGGGUCGUCGACAACAAGCUUUUCUCGCCCAACGUGAGAUGGCUGAUCCAGGUCCCUCGUCUGUUCGACGUGUACAAAGCCACUGGGCUGAUGCACGAUUUUGAAGAGGUCGUUCGCAACGUCUUCCAACCGCUGUUCGAAGUGACAAAGGAUCCGUCCAGCCAUCCGAAGCUUCACAUCUUCUUGCAGCGAGUCAUCGGUUUCGACAGCGUCGACGACGAGAGCAAGGUCGAGCGACGCAUGUACAGGAAGUUCCCCACCCCCAAGGAAUGGACGACGAAGCAGAACCCGCCUUACAGCUACUGGAUGUACUACCUCUUUUCCAACAUUGCGUCACUGAAUGUGUGGAGGAAGCAGCGUGGCUUCAACACCUUCUCGCUCCGCCCUCACUGCGGAGAGGCUGGCGACACCGACCACUUGGCUGCCGCUGUCCUGUGCUGCCACAGCAUCAGCCACGGUCUGCUGCUUCGCAAGGUGCCUCUGCUGCAGUACAUUUUCUACCUGGAGCAGAUUGGUGUGGCCAUGUCGCCGCUGAGCAACAACGCGCUCUUCCUGGCGUACGAGCGGAAUCCGUUUAUUAGUUACUUCCGACGAGGCCUCAACGUGUCACUGUCAACCGACGACCCGCUGCAGUUUGCUUUCACCAAGGAGCCGCUGAUCGAGGAGUACUCGGUAGCAGCGCAGAUCUACAAGCUGAGUGCGGUCGACAUGUGCGAGCUUGCCAAGCACUCUGUCGAGCAAAGCGGCUUCGAGCACAUUGUGAAGAAGAAGUGGCUGGGCAGCAACUACCACCUCCCCGGCGUUGCAGGCAACGACAUGGCACGAUCCAACGUGCCCAGCGUUCGCGAAGCGUUCAGACACGAGACGCUGAUGCAGGAGCUUUCCAUGAUCGAUCGGUACACGCGCGCCGCCAACGCCCAAGCCCACGAUCUCACAAUGUCCAACCUCGAGCCGGAGCAACAAGCACCUCAGACCCCCAAGACACACCAUGCCACACACCCAGGCUCGCCAGCUCCGUCGCAGCCGUCGGCCAGCCAGGCUCACGAGCAAGACAAGACGUUCUCGACUCUCCCCCCGGGCGCCAUGUCAGGCCGCUUCCUUCCCGCCCAGCAGGCGCGGCUGAACCCGUCAGCAUCUGCGACCGAUAUCGCAAGCAUGCCGACCCAGCCAGCGUCCCCCACGGCAGCCAACACGCGCACGUCCAGCGUGACGAUCAGCCCGAGUAUCGUAGCAGCGUCUGCGCCCGCAGUGGGCUCGCAGCCAGCCGAGCCAGACUCUGGCUCAACCCGCACAUCGAGCCAGGUGAACCUCGACGGCGAGCCUAGGAUCUUCCCGGGGGUGGUUAGCAGGAGGCGGCGCAGCAGCCUGCGCAGCAGCCAUGUUGAGGACGGCGAGGACGGCCACUCUGGCCUGCACCGCGUGCACACGGAGCCUGCCGUGUAG